Molecule: messenger RNA, 3663 nt
Organism: Xyrauchen texanus (razorback sucker)
Lineage: Eukaryota; Metazoa; Chordata; Actinopteri; Cypriniformes; Catostomidae
Product: PR domain zinc finger protein 1-like
Exons: 7
Coding region: 123-2456 (777 amino acids)
Biological process (GO): cell fate commitment; regulation of transcription by RNA polymerase II
Cellular component (GO): cytoplasm; nucleus
Molecular function (GO): histone deacetylase binding; RNA polymerase II cis-regulatory region sequence-specific DNA binding; DNA-binding transcription repressor activity, RNA polymerase II-specific
Source: RefSeq, a predicted model, not a curated record
AGGCACUCAUAGGAGAGUCACUUACCAUCUGGACUAGCAGUGGGACAGAAGAACUGUGAACUGCACCUGUCCCAUACACACAGACACACACACACUCAGGGGAGAGAUCACACACAGCCUUUAUGUGUGGCUGGGACCAGAACCUCCUGGCUGCCUCUGAUCACAGCUCGGCCAUGUUGACUACGGAGGGAGCAACCUACACCACUGACAAUGAGGAGCUCAAGAUGGACAUACAAGAUGUAGACAUGACAAAAUGGACGGAGGCAGAGUUUGAGGAGAAAUGCACAUACAUUGUGAAGGACCACACCUGGGAGGAUCCCCCAGAGAGUGUGGACCUCACCCGGGCUGAGGAGUCGUUACCCAGAAACCUGGCCUUCAAACACCCGCAGGACUCCAAAGAGCAGGUUAUUGGAGUAGUAAGCAGAGAAUACAUCCCCAAAGGCACUCGCUUUGGCCCCCUAGUGGGAGAAAAUUACACUGCAGAAGACGUCCCUAAAGAAGCUAACAGAAAGUACUUCUGGCGGAUAUACUCAAAUGGAGAGUUCCAUCAUUUUGUGGAUGGUCUUGAUGAGGAGAAGAGCAACUGGAUGCGUUAUGUAAAUCCAGCUCACUCCCAGCAGGAACAGAACCUUGCUGCCUGCCAAAACGGCAUGAACAUCUAUUUCUACACGGUGAAGGCCAUUCCUGCAGAACAGGAGCUGCUGGUGUGGUACUGCCCUGAAUUCGCUCACCGUCUCAACUACCCUGCCUCAGGCGAGAUUAUGAUGCAGAAACUCAAACAGAGCCUGAUUGAAGCCAAGCAGCAAGCAACUGAAGUGAAGAACCCAGUUAAAAGAGAUCACAGCGUUUCUGAGAUUUUGAAGGACGUCCUGCAAGAACCCAGCAGACCCCUUCCCACUUGUCCCAGUUGCCCCAACAUCCCAGAUCGCCCUCUUUACCCAAGUGCUGUCUACCCACUCCGUCUCCCCCUGAACGAGGAUCUCUUGAAGAGUAGCACAGCGUUCGGCCUCCCGACACGCUCUCACAGACAGUUUUCAUUGACGCCAUGUCCCUCAGUGCACAGCAGUCCUGUGAGCAGUCCUGAAAGCAGUCCUACAUCAGCAUCCCUUGAACAAAGAGACACCCUGCUCUCCUUCUCUCCAGCUCUCUACAGUCGUGGCCUGGGCCACUACCCUGGCUACUCACCAGCAGGCCGGAUGUCAUUCUACUCCAACCCGCACUAUUCACGCUACCUCAUGCCCCACUACCCUGUUAGUAGUUUAGCUGGGUCACCUUCUUUGGGGGGUAUGUUCCCACACAUGUACCCCUUUUACAGCAGCUUGGUACCCCCACAUGUACCCUUCCCACCUGGAAUGCUUCCAUCUGAGGGUGGCCGACAGUUUCCACUACCAGAUUCUCCGGCUCCCAGAGACAUCCUGCUCCCAGCGGCCACCAGUGCCUUCUCUGCGGCUACUUCUCUGAAAGCCAAACCACUUCAUGGACAUGGGCAACCCUAUGCUGCUGCCGGUGGCUCCCCAACAGCUGGUUCUGCAGCCUCUACAGGUCGUCUUCCUAUUAAGCCUACCUCAGCUCUUUUGGGUACCAUUCGCUCAGAGGAUGAGGCUAUCGACCUCAGCAAGAUUAACCGAGGCUCCACAGGCUACAAAAGCCUAGAUUACCCAUUGAAAAAACAGAACGGGAAGAUCAAAUAUGAGUGUAAUGUCUGCAGCAAGACAUUUGGUCAACUGUCCAAUCUCAAAGUGCACCUCCGAGUCCAUAGCGGUGAGCGACCCUUUAAGUGUCAGACCUGCAAUAAAGGUUUCACCCAGCUUGCCCACCUGCAGAAACACUAUUUGGUCCACACAGGAGAGAAACCCCACGAAUGCCAGGUGUGUCAUAAGCGCUUCAGUAGCACCAGCAACUUGAAAACCCAUUUACGACUGCACUCUGGUGAAAAGCCCUACCAAUGCAAGAUCUGCCCAGCCAAGUUUACUCAGUUUGUCCAUCUCAAGCUGCACAAACGCCUGCACACGCAAGACCGUCCGCACCAGUGCCCGCAUUGUCACCGUAACUACAUCCACCUCAGCAGCCUGCGGCUCCACAUCAAAGGCUACUGCUUAGCAAACUCUCCUUCUCCCAACUGCAGCCUGGACGAACUCAAUCGUGUCAACGAGGAGAUCGAGCAUUUCGACAUCAGCGAUAAUGCUGACAGGCUAGAAGAAAUGGAGGGAUUUGAUGUAGAGAGCAUGGCAGAGAAGAAGAUUUUUGGGCUGCUUUGGCAGGAGAUAGAUUUUAAGGCCUCUUACCACAAAGGUAGCACUAGAAGAGACCUCCACUCCCCAUCACCGCCAUUAUCUGCAUACUGUCUGAGCGAGUCUGGCAGUGAGGCCUCUGUCAUCAAGGUGCAUUGUAGUAGCCCGCUCCCGCUCCUACCUAUCAAGGUUAAAAAGGAGACAGAGGAGGCCAUGGAAACCUAGCCAACUACAGCCUUGCUCUAGGCCAGAUAAUGGACAGCCACAAGUGUAUAUAAUUCUUCACAAAGAUAUCAGGCUUUGGCCUUUACGUUCAGGGACUUGAACUGCUCAGGGCUAAAAGACAUUGAUCUUGUUCAUCAGUGGUCCAGUAUGUCCUACACAAAUGAUAAAGACAAUCAUAUUCUUUUAUUAAUAGUAUUUUUUCUUAAUAUUAUUUCCUCUUCUUUGCGUUUACUUCAGUUUAUGUAACCUAUUUAAUUUAUUGUUCACAUGUCAUCCUUCUAAAGCAAUACAUGAAAAUAAUGUUUACAAUGACUGGUUAAUUCAUUGUAAUUUUUAUAUAUUUUUCCUACUAUAUUGCCAUUCUUUUGUGGAUAGUUUCUAAGUGUAGAUAGUGUCCCGGUUGACUGUGAUUUCAUGUGUGACUGCAACGAGCUUACCACAUUCAGGUUUAUUUUUAUUAUGGGCUGAGGUCAGACGUAGACCUUUUUGUUGAAGGCGUUUUGUACUCCUAAAGAGGGGGAAGAGGAGAGGUCAGAGGAUACAUAUCUAUGUGUACAUGUUUUACAUAACAUUUAUUAUCUUUGAGCUCUACACAAAAUAUAAUGAACACAAAAGGGCAUAUUAUAUAUUACCAACAACUCUUACCUCAAAAUGUGUGUGUUUGUUUGUGUGUGUGUGUGUGUGUGUGCGCAUGUGUGUGUGCGCGCAUGUGUGUGUGUGUGUUGUGUCAGAGGCAUAUGUGAUAUUUAUUUUACUACUUGAAGAGGAAACCAAAUGUCCCAAUGUGCAGAUCUACAUGUGGUCCAAAGAACAGCAGUUAAAAGUCUGGCUGUCACACACUGGCUGUGCGAUUGACACUGACUGAGCAUUUUCUCACUUAUAUGUGGCACGUUACUGAUACCAAAAUGAUAAAGAAUUGAGAAUAUGGGGCUGGUUACCAAAGUGAUCUCUCUUGUUUGUUUUCAGACUGUGUAAAUUACACAGAGAUGUGUGCAGAUGCAGUGUACAGUACAUCUGUUCUGUGAGUCUGUUGUGAUGUUUGUAGACACACAUCACCCUGGCCUUUGUAUGCACUGGUUCUAUUUGUCUUAUGUUUGUACUUUAUUUUUGUUCAUAAAAUAUUUUGUCCAGCGAUAUAGUGGGACAAUAAAUCAACAUGUGGUUGUAGCAUCUCAUACACUUUCUGUUCUUAAAGUUUGACCAAAGU